This is a messenger RNA of Balaenoptera ricei (Rice's whale), 602 nucleotides long. It is a transcript of the gene SH2D1A, whose product is annotated as SH2 domain containing 1A. The coding region runs from base 1 to 387 and encodes 128 amino acids. NCBI's taxonomy places the organism in Eukaryota, Metazoa, Chordata, Mammalia, Artiodactyla, Balaenopteridae. The transcript has 4 exons. Gene Ontology annotation, cellular component: cytoplasm. The record is from RefSeq and is a predicted model, not a curated record. Gene Ontology annotation, biological process: cell-cell signaling; cellular defense response.
AUGGAUGCGGUGGCUGUGUAUCACGGCAAAAUCAGCCGGGAGACGGGGGAGAAGCUCCUGCUCGCCACGGGUCUGGACGGCAGCUAUUUGCUGAGGGACAGCGAGAGCGUCCCGGGCGUGUACUGCCUGUGUGUUCUGUAUCAAGGUUACAUUUAUACAUACCGAGUGUCCCAGACAGAAACAGGUUCUUGGAGUGCUGAGACAGCACCUGGGGUACAUAAAAGAUUUUUCCGGAAAAUAAAAAAUCUCAUUUCAGCAUUUCAGAAGCCAGAUCAAGGUAUUGUAAUACCUUUGCAGUAUCCAGUUGAGAAGAAGCCCUCAGCUAGAAGUACACAAGGUGCUACAGGGAGAAGAGAAGAUCCUGAUGUCUUCCUGAAAGCACCAUGAAGAAAAAUAAAACACACCUUGUACUUUAUUUUCAAUAAUUUAAAUAUAUGCUAAGUCUUAUAUAUAAUAGAUAAUAUAGUUCAGUGAGCUACAAAAGUAUUUCUAAGACCAUCAUAGUCCUGUAAUGGAAGCAUCUAGCAUGAUGUUAAAGCUGAAAUGGACUUUUCAGAUAAUGAGGAGCUUUGAAAUGAGGAUUGGGGAGAAAUAAUUCCACA